Messenger RNA from Ambispora leptoticha, 888 nucleotides. The record is from the annotation of a GenBank genome assembly. Lineage: Eukaryota; Fungi; Glomeromycota; Glomeromycetes; Archaeosporales; Ambisporaceae.
AUGCCACCACCAUCACCUGAACUCGAAAAAUCAUUAUGGAAAUUUGAUAAAUUAUUAAAGCAUCCAGAAAGAGCAGUUACUUCAUGGUUCACAACGCCAUUGAUACUUUUAAUAGUACGAUCGAUCUUUUUAAUUUAUAGUUUGAUCACUUUGGCCACCUCUAUAUAUCUUUAUGACAUACAUGGUCAAUUAUAUCUGUUUUUGACAUAUUAUACGAAUUUGGGAUUUAUCGGGCUGACAGCAUAUUUUGCGACGGCGGUUGUUCAUUCCUCAGUCUUUAUGAGAUAUAAUGUGCCAAAAUCACUUGUUCUUCAACCAAAAAUGCUGACAAUUGCUUUUUGGCUAUUGUAUGAUACCAUUGUAUUAAACCACAUCGUAAUACCACUUGUCUAUUGGGCCUUUCUUGCUAAAACUCAUACUGAUGAAUUCGGUUCUUCAUCACAUAUGGGGCUUGUAAAAUUUCGCACAUACUCGAUGCAUGGUGUUGAUUUUUUCAUGAUGAUUGUUGAAGUGCUAUUGAGUAGAAUGCCACUAGUCUCGUCACAUUUAAUUUUCGUCAUAACGGUACCGAUUCUUUACAUAUUUGAAAUAUGGAUAAAUUAUGCGAUCAAUCAUACAUUUCCAUAUGAACCUUUAGAUUGGAGGAGAGGAAAAAAAGUAGCGGGGUAUUAUUUUGGAUUGCUAGGAAUCGCAAUUUGUGCAUUCUUAAUACAGAAAUUGAUACAUCUUUCUCGAGAUGCGGCUGGACAGAGAUUGUGGCGAAGAGGGUUGAUGCAGGAAAUGGAAACAUAUCGAAGAAAUGGUAGUAGUGGCGUCAAUCGACCGAAUGACAAUGUAGAUGUGGUGGUAGUGAGUGCUCCUGAAGAAAUUGAGAUUGAAAAUAUUUAA